This is a messenger RNA of Lichtheimia ornata, 585 nucleotides long. RefSeq lists its product as uncharacterized. Gene Ontology annotation, molecular function: GTP binding; GTPase activity; GDP binding. Lineage: Eukaryota; Fungi; Mucoromycota; Mucoromycetes; Mucorales; Lichtheimiaceae. The transcript has 4 exons. Gene Ontology annotation, biological process: Ras protein signal transduction. The record is from RefSeq and is a predicted model, not a curated record. Bases 1 to 585 code for a protein of 194 amino acids. Gene Ontology annotation, cellular component: plasma membrane.
AUGGCCAAAAAGUCAAAACAGUCGUUGCCAUUGCACAAAGUCAUCAUGGUCGGCUCUGGUGGUGUCGGCAAGUCGGCCUUGACCUUGCAGUACAUGUACGGCGAUUUUGUUGAAGAAUACGACCCGACCAAAGCAGAUUCUUAUCGUAAAAAGGUUAUGCUGGAUGGACAAGAAUGUCAAAUUGAUAUUUUGGAUACUGCUGGUCAGGAAGAAUAUGCAGCUAUCCGUGACAAUUAUUACCGGUCGGGAGAAGGCUUCUUGUGUGUUUUCUCUGUAUGCGAGCAUGAAUCAUUUGAGCAUACUCAAGAAUUCCGAGAUCAAAUCUUGCGUGUAUUGGAUGAUGAUACGAUACCAUUUAUUCUCGUUGGUAACAAGGUGGAUUUGGCUCAUUUACGCAAGGUGCCAUCUAGCGAAGCACAACAGCUGGCGCAGGAAUGGGGUUGCCCUUAUUUGGAGACAUCUGCCAAGACAAGACAAAAUGUGGAUGAAGUUUACACCAUGUUGAUGCGAAGUAUCAGGGAUCGAAAAGCACAGAUGAACAUGGGAGAUGGUAAAUCAAAGAAGGGCAAGUGCAUUGUUAUGUAA